Penicillium longicatenatum is the source of this 3561-nucleotide messenger RNA. RefSeq names its product putative vesicle-mediated transport protein (Imh1). The record is from RefSeq and is a predicted model, not a curated record. Gene Ontology annotation, cellular component: Golgi apparatus. NCBI's taxonomy places the organism in Eukaryota, Fungi, Ascomycota, Eurotiomycetes, Eurotiales, Aspergillaceae. The transcript is spliced from 4 exons. The coding region runs from base 1 to 3561 and encodes 1186 amino acids.
AUGUGUGUGGACAUCGGAAACGUGCGGGCCCUGCGGCUCCGCGACGCCAUCGACUCGCGCAUCGCAGAGGAGCAGGCCCGCCAAAAAUCAGCUCAGGAUAAUAUCUCCCGCUCCAACUCUGCACGCCGCCCGGCCAACAGUAAUCUUUCUCCGGGGCAACGAUCCCGCCCACGACGUAACACUGGAACCCCAGUCCGGGGCCCCGACCCAAAAGAGUUUGAGGCGGAAUUCGCGAUCGGCGACGAUGAGUCCAGUCGGUCGGGUACACCUCGUUUAGAGACGCCCGACCCGGCCUCCGAAGUGGCCAGUUCAGCGGGCGAUCGAACCGAGGAGACAGAGAGCCAGACAGCCCAAUCCUCGACCGAUAUGCCAGAGAAGACAACCGAUAAAGAGAAGGAGACUGCUGCACCAGGCACUGAUAUGGAGACCAACAAGUCCGCCCCCGCAGAGUUACCUACAGAGGUUAAGGCCAAGCUGCGUCGACUUGACAAGCUGGAGUCAAGAUACCAUGAACUUCUUAAAGCCUACCGUGCGGCGCAUUCUCGCGUCCUCUCCAUCGAACCGUUUGAAGCAGCACUACGCGAAAAUACCCCUCUUACCUCGAUCGGCGAGCCCAAAGCCUUGACCGAGUAUCUCAACCAGAUGUCACUGAAAUCCGACAUGGUCAUGGACGAGAUGAAGCGAGUAGCGAUCGAACGAGACGACUACAAAAAGAAACUGGACGAGGCUCAAAAGUCCACAAAGGAGGCAUGGGAUGAAGUCGCGGGUCUUAAAGAGACAGUUAAGGAAGCUGCGUCCGAAGAGAAGAAAUCGCCCGACGAGAAGCAAGAAACGAGCGAGGAGUUCUUUUCCUACGACAAUGAGGUUCCUCGGCUGGAAGGCGAAUUGAAAGAAAAGCAGGAAGAGGUCGAUAGCCUCAAGUUGGAAGUCGAGAAACUUAAGACGGAUCUUUCUGUUACAAGAGAGUCUACCGAGGGUAUGGUGCAAAACUUGGAAUCGGCCACCCGAGAACUGGUGGAAUUGCGAGACACCAAGGAUAAGCUGGAUGCCGAAAUCGAAGGUUUGAAGACUUCGAAGCAGGGCGAGGUCGACGAACUCAAAGCGAAACUUGCGUCCGUCGAGUCCUCUCUCGAAAGCACCACCGUCGAGGUCGGGAAGCUGAAGAAAGACCUAAAGGACAAGAGCGAUGAGAUUGAGAAGCUUCAAGCUCAGGCCUCUGAUCCUGACACUGUGGAGAAGGCCGAGGACAAGUCGGAACUGAUUUCACAGCUAGAGGAGGCCAACAAAGCCAAGGAAACAAGCGAGAAGCGUCUCGGCGUCCUGCAGGGUCUAGUCGACGCCGUUAAGACACAGCUCAAGGAUACUGAAGCCACCGUGUUAACCCUCAAGGAUGACAUCACUCAGAAGACCGAAAGUUGCGCCAAGCUUCAAAAGAUCAUCGACUUUGUGGAUACCAACCUGCAAGAUAACGAAGCCUGGCAGUCUUCCAAGGAAAAAGUGGUUGCUGGAGAGACUGCCGAUUUCGAGGAUAUCCGCAAGAGCCUAGCCCCCGCUGAGAAGGCCGUUGAGCCUAGUCCAGCUGCCCCCGAAGAAGACUCGCAACCCGCCACUGCAGCACAAUCUGCUGGUGUAGGGGGAGGAGGCAAGAAGAAGAAUAAAAAGAAGAAGAAGGGCGGAAAGGCGGCUGAGGAACAAUCUAAGCCGUCCGAGGCUACUCCUGAGCAGCCCCUGAAGGCAGAGCCAGCUACAUCCCCAGCUACGUCGACUGCGGAACUAGAAGAGCUAAAGCAAAAAAUUGAAUCUCUCACUAAGCAACUCUCCGACAAAGAGGCCGCCAUCGACAGGCUUAAUGCCAAGCUCAAGGGAGAGGAAGAUCUGAAGGAAGAAAUCGAGUCUUUGCGCGAUGAUAUUGUCAAUGUUGGCCAGGAGCAUGUCGAGGCUAAGGACAAGAUCAAAGAGCUUACUGCUCAGAAGUCUGCUCUGGAGGAGACCAUCGGCAAGCUAGAGAAGGAACUAGUUGAUCUUCGCACCAACAGUGCCUUGAACUCCGCUGACUCGGAGAAAAUGCACACGUCCCUCAAAGAGGAGUUUGAGGGUCUCAAGGUCCGGGCAGCCACCCUGGAGACAGAUCUUUCGGCCGCUCAGCAGCUGGCUACCACUCGGUUUAAGGACCUGACUGACCUACGCGAAACCCUCCAAAAGGUUCAACCCGAGUUGCGCAAACUUCGGGAUGAAUCUUCUGAGCUGAAGACGUUGAAGGAAACUCUUACUAGUAAAGACAAGGAGCUGAGAGCUCUUGAGUCUAAGCACGAGGAUUUGCGCGCAGAACUGAAGACGGCUAAGACCAAAAUCUCUGAACGUGACACUGAGGUGAACACUUUAAACAAGAAAGUCCGCCAAGAGACUGAUAGUCGUCUCAAAGCCGAGGAGAGUCUUAAUGUCGCUCAAUCUGAUCUCCGAUCUGCUGAAUCAAGAAAGCAGGAUGCUAUCAAUGCUAAGGAUAAGACUUUAGGUGAUCUUACUAAGAGUCAAAACAACCUGAAGAGCUCUCGCACCAGGAUUCGUGAACUGGAUGAACAAAUCUCCCAGCUUAAUAAGGACCUUGGAGGUCUCCGAGAAGAGAUUAGUCUGAAGACGGCACAGCACACCAGUGCACAGAGUCUGAUGAAUAACAUGCGUGACCAGACCGCCGAGAUGGCUAUGCAGAUGAAGGAAGCUCGCGAAAGAUGCGAUAGCCUAGAGGAGGAGCUUGCUGAAGCGCAUCGUCUUCUGACCGAACGUACCCGUGAGGGUGAGACGAUGCGUCGCCUCCUCAACGAUAGCGAGAGUCGUGCGGAGGCUAAGGUUCGAGACCUCAAGGAACGCAUGGAGGCCGCUGUUGAAGAACGAGACCGUGCUGAAGACGAGGCCAGUACCCAAGGCCGGCGUCGUGCGCGGGAGAUGGAAGAGUUGAAAGCCAAGGUGCGAGACGCUGAACGGGCUUUGCGCACUGUCGAAGAAGACAAGGAGGAGCUCGAGCACUCUCAGAAGGACUGGCGCCGUCGUCGCGACGAACUGGAGCUCCUUGCGGAGCGGUCAACCCAAGAGGUUGAGGAAAUAAGGCAAGCCAUGGCUGGCCUACGGGAAGCCUUGGACGAAAGCGAGAAACAGGUUCGCAGUCUGGAGAAGGACAAGGCCGAGCUUCGUCGCUCCGUCGAAGAAUCGAACAACCGGCUUGAGAAAUUACGCAAAUCUCACAAGACUUUGGGUGAAGAUGUUCGCCUUCGUGGACUGGAGUCUGGUCGUCAAUCCUCACGGUCAUCGAUUGAUUCCGGUUCUAGGCGUGGUCCCCUCUCCCCGUCCCCUCAAGACCGCAGCGCAUCGACUCGCCGGAGCGAGACUCCUUCUGCCGGGCCAAAUACCCAGUCAAUUGAUUACAUGUAUUUGAAGAACGUCUUGCUACAAUUCCUGGAGCAGAAAGACAAGACUUAUCAGAAGCAGUUGAUCCCUGUUCUAGGGAUGUUGCUCCACUUUGAUCGAACGGAUGAACAAAAAUGGAUGUCUGCCAUCAUGUCGAAGUAA